Messenger RNA from Pisolithus orientalis, 1062 nucleotides. RefSeq names its product kinase-like protein. Gene Ontology annotation, biological process: signal transduction; peptidyl-serine phosphorylation; endocytosis. Gene Ontology annotation, cellular component: nucleus; cytoplasm. The transcript is spliced from 6 exons. Bases 1 to 1062 code for a protein of 353 amino acids. Lineage: Eukaryota; Fungi; Basidiomycota; Agaricomycetes; Boletales; Pisolithaceae. The record is from RefSeq and is a predicted model, not a curated record. Gene Ontology annotation, molecular function: protein serine/threonine kinase activity; ATP binding.
AUGGACUUCACGUUUGGUGGAAAGUAUAGAUUAGAAGAGGAGAUUGCCAACGGUGGUUGUGGCUCUGUCUUCCUCGGUGUCCACACCGUCGCUGGGAAGGAGGUCGCGAUAAAGUUGGAGCCCGCGUUGCCCCAUGCCCUCACUUCCCCUUUGAAGCAAGAAUCCAAGGUGUAUAAGUCUCUGAUGGGGGGCCCAGGUGUGCCCUGGAUUAUGUACUCUGGUAAACAAGGCGACUAUAAUGUCAUGGUCAUCGACCUCCUUGGUCCUUCCUUGGAGGACCUCUUCAAGAAAUGCAACAGGCAUUUCUCCCUCAGAACAGUCCUGUUGCUGGCAGAUCAGUUGCUCUCACGCCUUGAAUUCAUCCAUUCUCGGUCAUUCAUUCACCGGGAUGUCAAGCCCGCCAAUUUCGUCAUGGGCCUGCCGCAUACAGCCUCAUCACAUCUUGUAAACGUCAUCGACUUUGGUCUCGCUCGGCGAUAUCGUGAUCCCCUUACCGGAGAGCAUGUUCCUUGGCGACGAGAAAGGGGCGAGCAUGGCGAGCGCCGGCAUGGCGUUGGCACGUCACUCUUUGCUAGUCUGAAUGCACACAGAGGUAUUGAAUGUUCACGACGCGAUGACCUUGAAUCAUUGGCCUAUAUGCUCAUCUAUUUUUUGCGUGGUACGUUACCCUGGCGUAAAAUCCGUGCAGACACUGUUGCCGCAACUUGGGAUGCAAUCUACGAAGCAAAGAUGCACGCCAUUGGGACACUCGCUGAGUAUUCCAUUCCUCUCUCACAGCAAGCACGUACUCCCCGUAGGGGGCGGUCUUUUACCGACUUGCCGGAUUACGCUGGACUCCGUGACAUGUUCCGUACCCUUGGCGCGCGAACAGGGAUUUCUGAAGCAAUAUAUGCGUGCGAUGGGCGUGGCGAUAUGGAUUGGGAAUGCGGACGUGGUUGGACCACGCCAUCUAGGAGGAAUAGCUCUGGCCCGCGCAGUAGCAACCAGGGGAGGGGUCGCUCUUCCCGGGUAUGCGAAGCUUGUAAUGCGGCUGCGCUUGCUAGUGGAAAGCAAGAGCGAUAA